AUGCCUGAACCUAUCUUUGUUGCAAAUGAAGAGAUAGAAGAACUCAGAGCAUCAUUGCUAAAAUCUGAAGAAGAGAAAAAAGAGUUACAAGCAAGGUUAGAAAAAGAUGAAACCAUAUACUGGGAGGAGCGUUUCAUGGUGUUGCUUGGGCAAUUGAAGAACCAAGAGAUUUAUAAAGAGUUGGAAGAUAAAGGCAAGCAUUGGAAAGAUUGCUUUUCCAAAUUGGAUGAAACCAUAUACUGGGAGGAGCGUUUCAUGGUGUUGCUUGGGCAAUUGAAGAACCAAGAGAUUUAUAAAGAAUUGGAAGAUAAAGGCAAGCAUUGGAAAGAUUGCUUUUCGAAAUUGGCAAUGCUAGCUAAUCAGGCAGUACCGUGGAAAUACGAAGUCACAUCCCACUUGGUAGAUCACCAACCAAGUGAUGGUUGUGAACCUAAAGGAACUGAGGUCACUAACAUCUCAGGGAUUGGUGGAAUGACUCGGAGUGGUCGAGUAUACACUCCUGAGAAACUUAGGAAAAAAGAGGUUAAUGGAGAAAAGGGAAAAGAAGAUAUGUAUCAUACCAUAAAAGGACAAGAGAUCAGUAAAAAAACGGUGUCUGAAGAAGAAGCUAGAUCGGACGUUAUUCCGGUUCGUCUCCAUUUUCGUGAAACUAUUCCUCAAGCAAGGCAGCCGAUAAGUCAUCGAAGGGUUUGUGUGAAUAAUCGAAUGGUAAGCAUUACUCGUUUGAAAGUUUCCCACGGUGAUCUAAUAUCUUUUCAAGAAAAUGACGCGAGAAUCCGCGGUGAAGAAAUUAGGAGAUCUUUCUAUAUCGAAAUAUCAGUGGAUAAAAUCAUAGGAAAAUUCCUGGAUCACCCGGUAAGAAUGUGGAGAAGAACCAAAACAGAAUGGUUCCACCUACUCAAAACUAAGCGGGGAUGCCGCCUACUACUAAAAUCCCGGUUUUUGCAACAACAUUUGCGUUAUUCUAUGCAAGAAGAAGACUUUGAAAGAACAAAGAAGUUUGGAUCCGAAAAAGUAUGCUUAGGCAGUUCCUUCGCUGAGCACAACAGAAUGAAGAGGAAUUUGUAUCAUUUCAAAUCCCUAUUCUUAUCGAAGAGAAGAAACGAGAAAAACCGAUAUCUUCCUACUCGAACAAGAAGUCCUAUAGUUUACAACUCUUCUUUAUAUAGUAAUUCGACCUAUUGCUCCUCAUCCCCCCAUCAGUUUACUAUGAAGAGAAGAAUCAAAAGGAUCGAACUACCUACUCAUUAUUCGGAGGUGAAUCAUAGAACACCAAAAGCGGUGGUAUUUUAUGGACCUAACAUAGGUCACAUCCCUCACGACAUAAGAUUGAAAGAUCCAAACCUUCCUCUUCGGAGCGGAAACGGACGUGGCCAAAACAUAUAAAGAUCAGCGUAGUCGCUCAUAGGGACAUAUCUAUCCGGAUAGAGGAUAGUCUAGAUCGAUUCAUAGAUAGAUUUAUUUCUAUCCAUAUAGAUAGGUAUCUCCGUGGAUAGAGAUAAAGAUAGGGAUCCAUCUAGAUCUUGCUUGAUUCACUAUUUCCAUUUUUUUUCUUGAUUCUGAUUGAUUGCCUUUUUGACGACAAGUUUUAAAUCUUAAUGCAGGCAAGGUACGUAGUUCUCGACCGUAAGGGAGAAGGAAAGAUUUUCAAUUCUUACUUGCUGGGUCGGAGCGUAGACGAGCGAGCAGAGCCCAGGAUACAGGGAAGCCCGUCAUAGAGCAGUCGACUAGAAGUAGAAGACUGCUGGCCUGAGAGAAGGCGGCCUCCCUCGGGAAACAUGGCCCAAUUUAUCUUCUUUCUUUUUUUAUUACCUUCUUUUAAGAAAAGUGAAGGAUUAUGCACGUGGAAUACUCCUUUCCAUUUCUUCUUUCUUUUCUUUAAGGGAGCUGUUCCAGAAGUUGCACUUUCUUUCGAUGUUGGUCCAGGCCCCCUAUCCAUUGGCAUUGAAGUAGGCAAGGCCAAUCCAUCUGUUAAGUCAGCUGGUUCUAGGUCAAAAGCUAGUGUAAAAUAUGUCUUUCUCGUCCUAAGCCCUAAAAGUGCUUCCGCCUUACCUGGAGUUGAAGUUACCGUUGGAGGCCUUUGAGUUCCAGUCUCAGUAGUGGUCUUCCCUAUAUGUACAGGGGAGUAGUUAGUUGCGAGUGUCAGAUAAGAUAAAAGUGCUUUAAAAUUGGAGAAAGAUUAAUUUGAUCAUCCCAAGGGAAAAUGAAUGGGAAGGGGGCGUCUUAGCUACCCUUCAGGCUAAUUAUAAGAAUAGGAUGACUUACCUUUACUGUAAGGCUUUUUGGAAGCCUGCUCCGAGUAAACUCGCGAUUCUUUCUUUUAGGCGGACAAUUCUCUAUAUCGACUAUCUCGAGGAGGGAAUUCCUUAAGACUACCACAGCCUCCGCCGCUGCAGCAGUAUCCUCAUCAGAUACAGAUUCAGAUACUACUCUUUGCGACAUAUGUUUAACUAGCCUUCGGGUGGAAAAAGAUUAGCAGUUAAAGGAGCCGCAUCCAAAGCAAUGAAAUUGUGUUGCGGAAAUGAGUAUACUCUUGUUUGUGGUAAAUUUACUGGUAUUCAAUCAAUUAGGUAACUCUUAGCAAGUGCUACGA
Cicer arietinum (chickpea) is the source of this 2593-nucleotide messenger RNA. The record is from RefSeq and is a predicted model, not a curated record. NCBI's taxonomy places the organism in Eukaryota, Viridiplantae, Streptophyta, Magnoliopsida, Fabales, Fabaceae.